CAACGGCAUUCCAUAACCACUAGUCUGUUGUCUUCCUCCACUCUCUGCAAAAUCCAGAGAGAGAGAGAAGAGAGAGAGAGGUGUGAAUUCUGCGUCCAUGGCGUCAAGUAGCUACACUUCGCUGUGUUCUUCCCCGACUCUGCCGACGAGACUAUCCCCAUCUCCAUCGCCCAAGCAAUCUCUCUGCUUCCUGCUCAACCUCAAUCACACCAAGGCCACCUCAUCUCUCACAAAUUCCUGCAGUCUCCAUUUGCUGAAACCGUCGAUUUUGGCGGCCAAAGCGUCCGAGACCAACGCCGAGACAUCCAAGGAGCAAGAGGAGGACAAGUACGAGGAGUAUGAGGUGGAGAUAGUGCAGCCCUACGGCCUCAAAUUCGCCAAGGGCAGAGACGGAGGGACCUACAUCGACGCCAUUGCGCCAGGAGGAUCCGCCGACAAGUCAGGCAAGUUCACCGUCGGCGAUCGAGUUCUCGCCACCAGUGCAGUAUUUGGGGAAGAAAUAUGGCCUGCUGCUGAAUAUGGAAGAACAAUGUACACUAUCCGACAACGAAUUGGUCCACUGCUCAUGAAAAUGCAGAAGAGAUAUGGAAAGACGGAUUACACGGGUGAGCUGACAGAGAAGGAAAUUAUCAGAUUUGAGAGGAAUUCUGGUGUUGUUAGCAACAAAGUUAGGGAAAUCCAAAUGCAAAACUACUUGAGAAAGAAAGAGCAAAAGGAACAGAGAGAGAGGGAGCUUCGCGAAGGGCUCAAGCUUUACAAGAGUGGGAAGUAUGAGGAGGCUUUGGAGAAGUUUGAGUCGGUAUUAGGGUCAAAACCGGAUCCGAAUGAGGCUUCAAUAGCAAGUUACAAUGUUGCUUGCUGCUAUGCAAACCUUGAUCAGAUACAAGCUGGACUAUCUGCUCUCAAGGAUGCUAUGGAAGCAGGAUUUGAAGAUUUUAAGAGAAUUCGAGCAGAUCCUGACCUCGACAACAUCAGGAAAUCGGAGGAGUUUGAGCCUCUUAUGAAGAAAUAUGAUGAGUCUUUCAUCAAUGAGAAUGCCAUCAACGCCAUCAAAUCUCUAUUUGGGUUCAACAAGAAAUGACAAAGAUUGUUACUAAAACUAGCAGAAAGAGCGACGCUAUGUAUAGUUUUAGUUGAGAGAUUCAUCAACAAAACAAUUUUUGUUUCCUUCAAGGUGUAUAGCACUUUCUGUUUCUUGCACACAAGCAUUAAAUUGAAUGUAACAACAAUGAUUCAAAUUGGUUGAGUUUGGUUAUAUUACAGUAGCCAUUGAUGUGGGAUUUCAUCUUAA
This is a messenger RNA of Salvia miltiorrhiza (redroot sage), 1291 nucleotides long. Its product is annotated as protein MET1, chloroplastic. NCBI's taxonomy places the organism in Eukaryota, Viridiplantae, Streptophyta, Magnoliopsida, Lamiales, Lamiaceae. The record is from RefSeq and is a predicted model, not a curated record. Bases 98 to 1081 code for a protein of 327 amino acids. The transcript has 7 exons. Gene Ontology annotation, molecular function: protein binding.